AUGUCAGAGCUAACGGAAACGCAUUCCUUGCAAAACCAUAUCUCUCAUAGAUUCGACCCUCUAUUCCCGCUUCCGUAUAGGAUAGCUUUUGAAAUUAUCCUCGGUAUUUGGGGCUGGGGCCUCAAUGUUCAAGUACUGGAUGCUAUCCAUGUGGAUCUCAGCUAUUUACUACGAUACCAGACUGGCAGAUCGUUGCACAAGGCUGUUUAUCAAUUUGCUCUUGGGCUCUCGCUAAUAUACACUGUAUCAAUUAUAUUUUAUUGGCAACUGUUACGAAAAGCUGACGGUGGCAUUGUAACGGCUGGUGUAGGGGAUGAUUCAGAAGAGCACCCUAUUUUGUCGGGACUGGAUAUCUUACCAUGGACUACUUUUGCAGUUAUCAUUGGAAUUUUUUUGUAUCCAGGGCACAAGUUCCACCAUAGUGGUCGCAAACGGGUCAUUUCUGUGCUUAAAAGGGUUUGUACAGGAAGCAUCAAUCCUGAACACCGUCUACCAGAUAUACUAUUAUCUGAUGCACUUACCUCAUAUUCUAAAAUAUUUGUGGAUUCAGGAAUCAUGACGUGUAUGUUGAUUUCGAAACAAUCAUCUUUAGGACUACCAGAUAGGUCUUGUGGGGGACAGUGGCUGGUCCCAGUAAUUUCAAGCAUACCGUUUCUUAUACGUCUUCGUCAGUGUACAAUUGAGUAUCUGGCGACUGGGAACAAGCAGCAUUUAUUUAAUUUCGCGAAAUAUUUGUCGGCUAUGCCCGUUAUCCUCUUGUCAGCGUUGCAGCGUAAUUUUAAAAAUGUGGAGGUUAGUGCCAGUGCGAUUGAUCAUGAUAUGGCAGCAUUCCAAAUAUUUACACCUAGGAUGUUGACAAAACUAUGGGUGGCUGCUGUGCUUAUAAACUCUACAUACAGUUUUUACUGGGACAUCACAUAUGAUUGGGAUCUAGAGUUAUUGGGAGGAUUUAGUUGGUGGCAACGAAAACAUCAGGGUCUUAGAGCUAUCAUGUACUUCCCAGCAAAACAUUGGUACUAUUUUGCUAUUUGUGUAGAUUGUGUUCUUCGCUUCACCUGGAGCUUGAAAUUAUCGUCACAUUGGUAUUAUGUUGCUGAUCGUGAGUCUGGUUUAUUUGUAUUGGGCGUACUCGAAAUUAUAAGAAGAUGGGUGUGGGUCUUCUUCCGGGUGGAGUCUGAAUGGGUCAAGUCACUUCGUGAUCCGUACAAAGGUCAUGAACUUGGUCAAGUAACUCCAAUGUAG
Molecule: messenger RNA, 1242 nt
Organism: Sugiyamaella lignohabitans
Lineage: Eukaryota; Fungi; Ascomycota; Dipodascomycetes; Dipodascales; Trichomonascaceae
Gene: ERD1
Product: Erd1p
Exons: 1
Coding region: 1-1242 (413 amino acids)
Cellular component (GO): cytoplasm; membrane
Source: RefSeq, a predicted model, not a curated record